Molecule: messenger RNA, 3487 nt
Organism: Cyprinodon variegatus (sheepshead minnow)
Lineage: Eukaryota; Metazoa; Chordata; Actinopteri; Cyprinodontiformes; Cyprinodontidae
Gene: sgsm3
Product: small G protein signaling modulator 3
Exons: 22
Coding region: 262-2517 (751 amino acids)
Molecular function (GO): protein binding
Source: RefSeq, a predicted model, not a curated record
GCUGCUGGAUGUAGAACAAGGAAAACCCUCGGGGUGUAGGAAUACACAGAAGCCACACUCCGCCUUUGGCAGGUGCACAACGUAGAUAUAUCAUUAAUGAGAAGUGAUAGCCAUGCGAUAUGGUGUUUUGCAUAUUCUACUACAGACGGCAUUUUACACAAAACCAUCCCUGUCUUUUCAGCAAAAGAUAUCGCGACUGACCUAAUGCAUCUUUGCUGGAUGAUCCUUUGUCUAUCUUGGUGACCAAAGUCAAGCGACAAAAUGUCUGGUACGUACACCCCAGCUCCUGGUGGAUCCUUUUCUGCUCUCACCCCAAGCAUGUGGCCCCAGGACAUUUUAGCCAAAUAUCAUCAGAAAGAUCCUGCAGAACAGCCUGAACAACAGUAUGAUGAGUUUGGCUUCAGGAUAGACAUUGAAGACGAUGGGGAACCCAAAAUAAGAUUGGGCACUGAAGGCUCACCCCAGUGUGAAGACCCCCAGCAGCGGCUCCGCUGGCAAGCACAUUUGGAGUUCACCCAUAACCACACAGUGGGGGACCUAACCUGGGAUCUAAUCGAUCCUGUCCUUCCACGGUCCGAGCGUCUGCGGUCCUUGGUCCUCGGUGGCAUACCUCACAGCAUGAGGCCACAGUUAUGGAUGCGUCUGUCUGGAGCACUGCAAAAGAAGAGGACCUCUGAAAUUUCCUACAAAGAAAUCGUCAAGAACUGUUCUAAUGAUGACACCAGCACAGCUAAACAAAUUGAAAAGGACCUGUUACGGACUAUGCCAACCAAUGCAUGUUUUAGUACUCUUAAUAGCGUCGGAGUCCCAAGACUUAGACGGGUCCUGAGAGGCCUGGCAUGGCUCUACCCGGAUAUUGGCUACUGUCAGGGAACUGGCAUGGUUGUUUCCUGCUUGCUGCUCUUUAUGGAAGAGGAGGACGCAUUAUGGAUGAUGUGUGCUUUGAUCGAGGACCUCCUUCCUCCAUCUUACUUCUCCUCCACCCUGCUGGGCGUCCAAACAGAUCAGAGGGUUCUCAGGCAGCUCAUUGUUCAGUACCUGCCUGCUCUGGACCGCCUCCUCCAAGAGCAUGACAUUGAGAUGUCUCUAAUCACGUUGCACUGGUUUCUGACAUCAUUUGCCAGUGUGGUUGACAUCCGUCUGCUUCUAAGGAUCUGGGAUCUGCUCUUUUAUCAGGGCUCGGUUGUGCUCUUCCAGGUCACACUGGGUAUGCUGAAAAUUAAGGAGGAGGAGCUUAUUUCAUCAGAGAACUCUGCAUCUAUUUUUAACACCCUGUCAGACCUACCAAGUCAGUUAAAAGAUGGGCCUGCAGUUCUAGGAGAGGCUAUGAGGAUAGCAGGGACGCUAACCCAGGAAACUCUGGAGGCUCAUCGUCACAAGCACCUUGCUUAUAUUCUCAAUGAGCAGGCACAGCUGAACAACGGCAACAAUUCAACAAUCAGUACAAACCUCAACAAGGUGGUGAGGAGGCAGUCGCUGCGCAGGAAGUCCACACUGACAUCUCUGCUGUUUGGGGAAGAUGAGGCUGAAGCCCUGAAAUCCAAAAAUAUUAAGCAGACUGAGUUGGUGGCUGCUCUAAGGGAGGCUAUAACUCGUACUGCAGAGCACUUCCACUGUCUAGACCCCCGGCAUUCCAACACUGACCUGACCCCAGAUUACUCCAUGGAGAGCCACCAACGAGAUCAUGAAAACUUUCUGGUGGUGUCUCGUAACAGACGGAGACGGGCAAAGGCUUUGCUGGACUUUGAGCGUCACGAUGAUGAUGAAUUGGGCUUCCGAAAGAAUGACAUCAUCACUAUCAUCUCACAAAAAGAUGAGCACUGUUGGGUCGGGGAGCUCAAUGGCCUUAGAGGUUGGUUUCCAGCCAAGUUUGUCGAGAUUCUGGAUGAAAGAAGCAAGGAGUACUCGCUAGCAGGAGAUGACUCAGUGACAGAGGCGGUGACUGACCUUGUCAGAGGAACUCUGUGUCCUGCUCUGAAGGCCAUCUUUCAGCAUGGAUUAAAAAAGCCCUCCAUACUUGGAGGGCCUUGCCAUCCAUGGUUAUUCAUAGAGGAGGCAGCUAGUUGUGAGGUGGAAAGGGACUUUAAUUCUGUCUACUCCAGACUUGUGCUUUGCAAAACAUACAGGUUGGAUGAAGAUGGUAAAGUUCUUACACCAGAGGAGUUGCUCUACAGAGCAGUGCAGUCUGUAAACAUGAGCCAUGACUCUGUUCAUGCUCAGAUGGAUGUCAAGUUCAGAUCUCUUGUCUGUGUUGGCCUUAAUGAGCAGGUGCUUCAUCUGUGGUUGGAGGUGUUAUGCUCGAGCAUGGCUGCUGUAGAGAAAUGGUAUCAUCCAUGGUCAUUCCUUCGCAGUCCUGGUUGGGUGCAGAUCAAGUGCGAGCUCAGGGUUCUGUCAAAGUUUGCCUUCAGUCUCUCUCAGGACAGUGAGCUGCCCGACAAAAAAGUGAAAUCUGCUAUUCUGAAAGCAGAAGUUAUGGAUGUGCUGGUUCAGCAUCACCUGUUUAGUUGGGAUCUCUAGGAGAAGGAGCAAAAACCACUAAAAGAAGGGGUGCAGGAUAUGCUGGUGAAACAUCAUCUCUUUAGCUGGGAUAUCGAUGGCUGAACACAGCUUUACCCCAUGAUACGCUGGUGUAGAUUCUCAGUCAUCCUGGACGUAUCAAUCUGAAGUGCUUCAGUAGAGAUCAUCAGGACCUCUGCUGUUUCUUUGACCUCUCAGCUAAACAAUAUUUUUCAUUCUGAAAAUAACUUGAAGCAUCGGGCUUAUAAAUGUUGUCAGAACAACUGCAUGUUUCUUCCAACCGUGUUCAGAUCUGAAUUAUGUGUAAGAGACUAAAUGUCUUUAAGAAACUAAAGAGGUCCAUUUGCUUUCUACUUGAGCAGUGGGCUGCAUUCUAGUUUGUGUUUCAGCUACUGGUUGCAAUCCACAUCUAAUUUAAAAACAUCUUCUCCCGUUGGUCAUGAGCGCCAAAGUAACGACUGAAACCCAGUAAUGUUCAUCUGUUUUGUACAGACUAAAGUUUGGUGCAUACUUUAUUUCUCUUUGAAUCCUGCAUCAGAGGUUAUGCCACAAGACAAAACUUCCAUGUUGUACAGAAUAAUCUGUACUAGUAGAACCUGUUAACACUAACUUCUGUGGAUAAAUUACAAGUGCAAAACCCAUAACUGAUCAUCUAAAAAAUGUUUUAAAAUGACCUUCACUUCCCCAUGCUGUCAACUCCUACAUUUUAGUACCAAAAAGGAACAUUCCUAAUCAUAAGUCUGUAAAGAGAAACUAUUUUUGAAUGUUACUUUCUUCAGUACUCUAAAAUUCAUUAAACAUGUCAGAUUACUGUCUUGUUUCAUGUGCCAGGUCAGCCACAGAUCAUGAACUGUGUCUACUACCUUAAUAAGGGUAGUACAAAACGCACUUGUAUCAUUUAAAAUAAUGUAGCUACUUUUUGUGUUACAUCAUUACAUGUUACAAUAAAAUAAUAUAUAAUGAAUACUUU